Molecule: messenger RNA, 4656 nt
Organism: Carcharodon carcharias (great white shark)
Lineage: Eukaryota; Metazoa; Chordata; Chondrichthyes; Lamniformes; Lamnidae
Gene: atp11c
Product: ATPase phospholipid transporting 11C
Exons: 30
Coding region: 120-3527 (1135 amino acids)
Biological process (GO): phospholipid translocation
Cellular component (GO): trans-Golgi network; recycling endosome; plasma membrane
Molecular function (GO): ATP binding; magnesium ion binding; ATP hydrolysis activity
Source: RefSeq, a predicted model, not a curated record
GGAGGGGAGGGGACACCGAGCGACGGCCGCUGAAAUGCUUGGGCGCCGGGAGGCCGCGGCGCAGCCGGAAUCAAGAAGCGGCUGAGGGCGAGAGGAGAGGGAGAGGGAGACGGCGCGACAUGUUCCGCUGUGGAAUUAACCGAUGGUGUGCUGGGGAGGAAAAACGAGUUGACAGCCGCACGGUUUAUGUUGGCCAUCAUCCAACUCCUGGGAUAGAAACAUUUCUUCCUCAGACUUUUUGUGACAACAGAAUAAUUUCUUCAAAGUAUACAUACUGGAACUUUAUUCCAAAAAAUCUGUUUGAACAGUUCAGAAGAAUUGCAAAUUUUUACUUUCUUAUCAUAUUCCUUGUACAGGUUAUUGUUGAUACUCCAACUAGCCCAGUAACAAGUGGACUGCCUCUCUUUUUCGUGAUUAUUGUAACUGCAAUCAAACAAGGCUAUGAAGAUUGGCUCAGACACAAAGCAGAUAAUUCUGUCAAUAAAAGUCCUGUAUAUGUUGUUGAUGGAGGAAGAACAGUAGAAAAACAGAGUGAGAAAAUUCAGGUUGGCGAUAUUGUGUGUGUGAGAGAAGAUGAAACGUUUCCAUGUGAUCUCAUCCUUCUAUCCUCGAGCAGAGAAGAUGGCACCUGCUAUGUCACUACUGCUAAUUUGGAUGGGGAAUCAAGUCAGAAGACAUACUUUACUGUGCCGGACACCAGUGCAUUCCGUACAGAUAUGGAAGUAGAUUCUUUGAACGCCGCCAUUGAAUGUGAACAACCUCAGCCUGACCUUUACAAGUUCGUUGGGCGAGUUCAUGUUUUCAGUGAUAAACAAGAACCAACUGCAAGAUCUUUGGGACCUGAAAACCUGCUGUUAAGAGGAGCCACAUUAAAGAACACUGAUAAGAUAUAUGGUGUUUCCAUAUAUACAGGAAUGGAAACCAAAAUGGCCUUGAACUACCAAGGAAAGUCACAGAAACGCUCAGUGGUGGAGAAGUCGAUUAAUGUUUUUUUAAUAGUGUAUCUGUGCAUAUUGGUCACUAAAUCUUUGGUAGGCACCAUAUUGAAGUACGUCUGGCAAAGUGAUCCUGCUAACGAUGAGCCCUGGUACAGUUCAAAAACAGGCAAAGAGAAAAGCACCAACCAGCUUGUGAAGAUGUUCACCGACUUCCUGUCCUACAUGGUGCUCUUCAACUUCAUCAUUCCAGUCUCUAUGUAUGUCACUGUGGAGAUGCAGAAGUUCUUGGGUUCUUACUUCAUUACAUGGGAUAAGGACAUGUAUGAUGACCAUUUAGGUGAAGGAGCACUGGUAAACACAUCUGAUCUCAAUGAGGAACUGGGGCAGAUCCAGUAUGUUUUCACGGAUAAAACUGGAACCCUGACAGAGAACAACAUGGAAUUUAUUGAAUGUUGCAUAGAUGGAUUCAAGUAUAAAAACGUAGGCGUUGAUUUGUGUGUUGUGGAUGGCAUCUCUUCAAAUGAUGGUCCCGGUAGUAGAGUCUUUGGAAUGGCUGGAAAGGAAAAGGAGGAGCUGUUUCUUCGUGCUUUGUGCUUAUGUCACACCGUUCAAGUAAAAGAAGAGGACAAAGUGGAUGGUUUAGUAAAGCAGCACGGGAACCAGUGUACAUACAUCUCAUCUUCUCCAGAUGAAGUUGCUUUGGUACAAGGUGCUAAAAAACUGGGCUUCACCUUUCAAGGAAUGGAAAGCAACUGGAUGAAAAUACAAAAUAGAGACUCAGAAAUUGAAAUGUAUGAACUUCUGCAGAUUCUUAGCUUUGACCCUGUUCGCCGACGUAUGAGUGUAAUAGUAAAAGAGAGUUCAGGGAAAAUUUUCCUUUUCUGCAAAGGAGCAGACUCUUCAAUUUUUCCAAGGGUAAAAGCUGGCAGACAAGAGGAAAUAAAAUUGCACGUGGAGCGCAGUGCUGUGGAUGGUUUGAGAACACUCUGUGUUGCAUACAGAGAGCUCACUCAGGAUGAAUAUGACCAGAUUAGUACACAGCUUCAUGAAGCCAAAAUGACCCUGAAGGACAGAGACAAAAAGUUAGCAGAAGCUUACGAAGAUAUUGAAAUCGAUUUAAAUUUAAUUGGUGCAACAGCAGUUGAAGACAAACUCCAAGACCAGGCUGCAGAAACAGUUGAAGCCUUGCACUCUGCAGGUAUAAACGUUUGGGUGCUCACAGGAGACAAGAUGGAAACAGCAAUGGCCACAUGUUUUGCCUGCAGACUCUUCCAUACCAAUAUGAAGCUUUUAGAGCUGACAACAAAGAACAUUCAGGAGUACAAAGCAAGAAGUGAGGCGAAGGUGCAUGAGCUAUUGCUGGAACUGUACAAAGUGGUUGUCCAGGAUAAAAAAUGCUCUUCUUUAAGUCUGUUAAGAAGUUGGUCUGCUACGCAGGAAUAUGGUUUGAUCAUUGAUGGUGCUGCCCUGUCACUAAUAAUGAAACCAACCCAAGAUGGAAGCACAAGCAACUACAAAAACCUGCUAUUGCAAAUAUGCCAUAGGUGUACUGCAGUUUUAUGUUGCCGUAUGGCCCCAUUACAGAAAGCGCAGAUUGUAAAAAUGGUGAAGAACACAAAGGAUCAUCCUAUAACGUUAGCAAUCGGCGAUGGUGCAAAUGAUGUCAGUAUGGUUCUAGAGGCACAUGUUGGGAUUGGUUUAAAAGGCAAAGAGGGCCGUCAAGCAGCAAGAAACAGUGAUUAUGCAAUACCAAAGUUUAAGCACCUCCGGAAGCUCCUGCUCGCCCACGGACAUUUGUACUACAUUCGGAUAGCACAUCUUGUGCAGUAUUUCUUCUACAAGAAUCUUUGCUUCAUCUUUCCUCAGUUUUUGUACCAGUUCUUCUGCGGAUUUUCUCAGCAGCCACUCUAUGAUGCAACUUACCUCACGUUAUAUAAUAUCUGCUUCACUUCUCUGCCAAUUCUGCUGUAUGGCCUGCUGGAACAGCAUGUAAGCAUUGAAAUACUGAAAAAAGACCCCUCCCUUUACAGGAAUAUUGCCAAUAAUGCAUUGCUACAAUGGAAACCUUUUCUUUAUUGGACAUUUCUGGGGCUGUUCAAUGGCCUAGUAUUUUUCUUUGGAGUUUAUUUGUUCUACGGCAAUUCAACCCUUACAGAGAAUGGUCAGGUUUAUGGAAACUGGACUUUUGGGACAAUUGUCUUUACUGUUUUGGUAUUUACAGUUAAUCUGAAGCUCGUAUUGGACACUCGAUACUGGACAUGGCUCAACCACUUUGUAAUAUGGGGUUCUUUAGCCUUUUUUGUCACCUUUUCUUUCAUUUGGGGUGGCGUCAUAUGGCCUUUCCUGAAGCAACAAAGAAUGUACUAUGUGUUUGCACAGAUGCUGACUUCUGUUUCAGCGUGGCUGAUUAUAAUUUUAUUAAUAACUGUUAGUUUGGUGCCUGAUGUUGUGGUAAAACUCUUUAGCAAGCCACUUGAGAAAGGCAGGCUGCAGAAAUAUUUGGUCUAUAACAAGGCUUCUGAUUCAGUUUCGACCCCCAGAUCCCCUGUCGAGCCACUUCUUGCAAGAUCAUUCUCAAUUGAAUCAUGAUUACCACUGACAGAGUGUAAAAUUUACAAAGCAUGAAUUGCUGACGUUGAAAUACAUUAAAGAUGGUCCUUUCAGCCCUAGCCCAAAACCUGAAGUGAAUUGAUCAACCUGUGAAGAAAUGAUUGUGGUUGGACUGGUAAUGCACAUCAAACCACCCUGUACACAGUGCCUGUGGUAUUAACAGCCCUGAACUUCUGUUUGGACCUAGCCCAAAAUGGACUUUUGUGGGGUACCUGAAUAUGAAUUUGACUUUGGUGAACAGCGUUUCUGUAGUAGAUCAGAAACUGCAGAGUGAUCUGCGUUCUGAGAAUGCACUUCUUGUAAUGUAAUAGGUAGACUGCAUUUGCCUUGUCCAGCAGCUUUGUUAAGAUAGCUAUAAAACAAAUUUUUUUUAAAGUCAUCUUGUAAAAUGAUUUAGCAUUGUUCAUUUGUCAACGUAUUAAAGUUUGAAUUGUUACUGUUCCAUUAUAUAUUUUGAACUCCACUUAAGUAAUCAGGGAUUAUAAGAAUUGUUUGUCAAUGUUUCAGUGCCGUGUCAGAUGUGAGUUGUGUAACUGAAUGCUAUUUACCUGUUGAGCAGACUAAACUGUUUGAUAAAUCUGGUUUAGAGUGAUUGCAAAGCAACUGCCCCUGUUGGUUUUUACAUUUUUAACUCUAUACUAGUGCAAUUUGGAAUGUCCCGUUGUCUAAAGUUAGUAGUUUAUAUAACAAGCUAAGGUUUUUGAAUGUUAAGCCAGUGACCAAUUGAUGCUAGUGAAUGAAGACAUCGUUUCUUGUCCUUAACUUCAGAUUAAUUAUUUACAGGUUACAUCAAACCAUAUAUUGCAAGCUGGUAAAGUCGCAUUUACCACGUGAGUUAUAAACUAUGGUAAAUUUCUGAAGCAUGAAUAUAAACCAGCAUUGUUCAUGGUUUUUUUAACCUUGCAGAGAAACAAGUCAUGUUUUUAAUUCAAAACUAAAUAUAUAGGAAUGUAUGAGACAUUAUUACUGUUAAUAAAAUACAAAGUCCAGAUCUUGAUAUGAUUGAACUUGUCUGUGAUAAAUAUGUAUGCUGGCAUUUUAUAUAUGUACAUAUGAAAAUGAAGCUUCUGUAUGAACUUAAACAGGAAUAAACAAAUACCAUCUUGAA